This is a messenger RNA of Fraxinus pennsylvanica, 522 nucleotides long. Lineage: Eukaryota; Viridiplantae; Streptophyta; Magnoliopsida; Lamiales; Oleaceae. The record is from the annotation of a GenBank genome assembly.
AUGUCUAUACCAAUAAUCACAUGCCUCCUCAUCAUAUCCCUGACCCUUUUCUCUCCGCCGAUCGGCGCCGACGACUCGCUGACAGCGUACGAGGUUUUGCAGAAGUACGACUUCCCGGUGGGUCUUCUUCCAAAAGCAGUAACCAGCUAUGAACUGGACACUUCCACCGGAGAAUUCACUGUUUACUUGAACGAAACUUGCAGUUUCACUAUUGAUGGUUACAAUCUGAAGUACAAGACGAAAAUCACAGGGACUAUAUCGAAGGACAAGAUUACGGAUCUGAAAGGGAUUCAAGUGAAAGUACUGUUCUUUUGGCUGAAUAUUGUGGAGGUUACUCGAGAUGGCGAUGAAUUGGAAUUCUCAGUUGGGAUCGUUUCUGCUGAUUUCCCGAUUGAUAAUUUUGAGGAGAGCCCACAGUGUGGUUGUGGAUUGGACUGUGCGAAUGGGAAUGGAUUUGAAGGGGAAAAGGCUACGGAGUUCAGCUUCAAGAGACUCGUGUUCUCUUCUUUGAAUCAGAUGUAA